Drosophila hydei is the source of this 2758-nucleotide messenger RNA. It is a transcript of the gene FoxK, whose product is annotated as forkhead box protein K2. Gene Ontology annotation, biological process: regulation of transcription by RNA polymerase II. The transcript has 9 exons. Gene Ontology annotation, molecular function: RNA polymerase II cis-regulatory region sequence-specific DNA binding; DNA-binding transcription factor activity, RNA polymerase II-specific; protein binding. NCBI's taxonomy places the organism in Eukaryota, Metazoa, Arthropoda, Insecta, Diptera, Drosophilidae. The record is from RefSeq and is a predicted model, not a curated record. The coding region runs from base 276 to 2429 and encodes 717 amino acids.
CUACAGUGAAUGUCUGCUUCUUCUUUAUCGUCACGUCGUGUGGGCAGCUGCUGCGGAGCGCGCUGCUAGCAAAUAAGAAUUGAAAAACCGCAUUAAAAUUGUGAAAAGUGCACAAAUUAAGUUAAAAGUAAGCUUAUAUAUAAGGUGUAAAUUCAAUUUGUUAUAAAAUUUGCAUAAAAUACACAGCGCAAACGGCAGUAAAAAAGUUUAACUACAGCAACAACAACAACAGGAAAAGCAACAACAGCAGUCAGUGUGCAAGUGGAUACCUCUCAAUGGCUGCCACUACAACAACAACUACACUAUUAGCAACAACCAUCAAUAUAAGCAACAACAACAAUAACAACGGCAGCAGCAAUAAUAGCAAUAUCCAUAGCAAUCCCAGCAGCAUACACAGCAACAACAACAAUCACAUUGUAACGGUACACACCGUUUUGAACACACCCACCUCCGCAGCAGCAGCGAGCUCUGCAGACGCGGCAACUGUUGCCGCAGCUAAGGACAUGCUGCAGCUUCAUCAUGGCGCCGCUGCAGCGUUAAAUAACAAUAACAAUAAUAAUACCAAUAAUAAUAGCAGCGCCGAAUUGUCUAACAAUAAUCAAAAUAGUAACAAUAAUAACAACAACUCAGCAAACCACCCACCUGCCCAUGUAGUCGUAUCCUCAAGUUCCCCGCCGGCGAAUGCGUAUGGUGUAUUGCGCUUUAAUGAGGAUCUGCUCCAUAUAACGGACGAAGUGACCGUCAUUGGACGCAAUUCAUCCACAUCGCUGGUGCACUUUAACGUAGCCGAGAACAAUUUGGUCUCUCGCAAACAUUUCCAGGUGCUCUACGACCAAGAGCACCGCGCCUUCUUUGUGCAGUGCCUCAGCAAGAAUGGUAUAUUCGUUGAUGACUUUCUGCAGCGACGCAAUGUGGAUCCACUUCGACUGCCUCAACGCUGUUUCUUUCGAUUUCCGAGCACCGAGAUACGCAUUGAGUUCGAGAGUUUCGUAUCUGCGCCUGCGGACAUUGCCUCGGAUGUGACUCCAGUGUUGAGCAGUCCUCCAGUAGCAGGUACAGCAGGUGCUCAUGUUAUUAUAACACCGCCUCCACGCGAUGAGCUGCAUUCGAUGCAGACGUCGCAUCAUCACAGCCAACAGCAACAACCAGCGCAUCACUUGCAGCAGCCGCAGCAGCAGCAGCAACAACAACAGCAACAACAGCUGCCGCCACACCCCCCACUCCCAAACACACCACACCACCCGCUUCACCACACAUCCCUGCAGCAACAGCAGCAGCCGCGGCUGCCUGGAGCACAGCCUGCAGCAUCACAGCUGUUAACCACCGGAGGCGAUGGAGCUGCCAUCUAUGCACCGCUCAAAAUUUCAAUACCCAAAAAGGAGCAAAAGAGUCCCUAUCUGUCACCAACUGGUACAAUAAGCGCUGCCAACAGUUGUCCUGCUAGUCCUCGCCAGGGUUUUCAUCAGAACCAGGCCAAUAGCUAUAACAAUUAUAGCAACAACAAUACGCAGGAAUUAUUCCAGACGCCGUCGACAGCCAGUUACAAUCACAAUGAGAAGCCGCCGUAUAGUUACGCUCAGUUGAUUGUCCAAGCCAUUUCUGCUGCUCCAGACAAGCAGCUGACACUCUCUGGCAUUUAUUCGUUUAUUGUCAAGCAUUAUCCCUACUACCGCAAGGAGACCAACAAGGGUUGGCAAAAUUCCAUACGUCAUAAUCUCAGUUUAAAUAGGUAUUUCAUCAAGGUGGCGCGCUCGCAAGAUGAGCCAGGCAAAGGCUCCUUCUGGCGCAUCGAUCCGGAUAGCGGCGCCAAGCUGAUCGAUCACAGUUACAAGAAACGUCGCCAGCGCAGCAGUCAGGGCUUCCGUCCGCCCUAUGGCAUGCCACGCUCGGCGCCCGUCUCGCCCAGUCAUAUGGAUAACUCACGCGAGAGCUCGCCAUUGCAGGAUAUUGUGCUGCAAUCAGCCCCUGGCUCACCGGGCAUGUCGCUCGAACAGCGCGCCGCCGAUGCAGAAAUAAUCUACAACUCUCAAACAGCGCACCAGCAGCAACAACAACAGCAGCAGCAACAACAACAACAGCCGCCACAGACAUUGGCAAACAAUUCCAAUCAAUUCAACAGCGGCAGUCCGUACUAUGUAACUAAUCAAAAUGCCAGCGUCACUGUACAGCAAGCGCAUGUGGACGGUGGUGGCGGUGCCGGUGGCGUGGGCGCUUUGAUUGCGCUCAAGCGAAAUCACGUAAUGGCCGUGUCGCAUCCGGCGCAGCCAACGCAACUGCAUCAGCAGCAGCAACAGCAACAGCAUCCUGAGAUUAUUUACGAAGAGCUGCCAACCGAUUAUAGUGGUCACAUGGAGGCGGGCGAAGAGGAGUGUGUCACUGCCGAUGCCACAGCGGCCAAGCGUCCCAAAUACGUCUCCGAGGUGCUCUGAUGCGUACGCAUACAGAACCAGAAACAAAACAAAGGCAAAUAGUAGUUCGCAGAGAAACAAUCGUAGCUGUUUAAGCUGCGCAUGCAAAUGUAUCUGCGACGGAGAGCGAUGACGAAACUCAGAAACGUUAGGAAGCAAGCUGAAUGCAACAACAAAGCCCACUUUACAAACAAAAGCAAAAGCAAAACAACACAAAAUUAAAAAACAAAACAAGAAAAAAAAGGAAGAAAGAAAGGAAAUAGUAUCUCCAUCUUGUAUAUUGAAUUUGCCAAACCCAAAUAGCAAAGCAAAACCCAGGCGGAAGCAAAGAAAAACAACACAACAAAAUU